AUGAAACCUCACACCGGAAAUCACGCUCUGCCUUCUGGACUAACUCUGCUGCUGCUGGAACACUACGCCCGAGUUUGUCCAGCGACGUGUUGUCCACCACUUCGGCUCCGACCCCCCCCCUCACCUCCCAGUAUCCCCGAGAGCGGGUCGUACAACGUCACCAACAAUGGCACCACGUGCUUGUUGGCCCGCAUGGGACUGCAGCUCAACAUUACUUACACCUCUCGCUCACAGGGCAAGGUUGUUCGAGAUAUCAUAAACCUGCAACCAAAGGUGACCAAUACAUCUGGUUCCUGCGAGGCUGAAACUGCAAAGCUCGCACUCACGGAAGGGAACACAUCCCUGACGUUCUUCUUCCUUUUGAAUUCCACAACUAACAAGUAUCACCUUGAUGGACUGGCACUCUCCAUCAACUUGCCAGACUUGCCUCGGCCCAUGGACGUCCAUAACAAUAGUCUAGGCUACCUUCAGGGAACUCUGGGCUACUCGUACAUGUGCCAUCAAGAGCAGAUCUUGCCCGUUGGGCAGAAUUUCUCCCUGAACACGUUCCAUCUACAGGUGCAGCCUUUCGGUGUCAUUGGAAAUGAGUUUGGAGCAGCCGAGGAAUGUGAGCUCGAUAAAGAUGACCUGCUGAUCCCUAUCGCUGUAGGUGCUGCCCUUGCAGGCCUUGUGUUAGUUGUGCUCUUGGCCUACCUGAUUGGCAGGAGGAGAAGCCAUGCUGGCUACCAGACGAUCUAAACCUGCUCACGUAAGCUUUCAAGCCAGAAUAUGCAGCCACCACUAAUCAGUCGAUCCCUGCCCUGCCCUUUGCUGUUCUCAUGCUGCCAUUAUGCCCAUUGCCUGAGGUGAUCCUCUGACUUCUGGACUUUAAGUUGUAUAAUAACUGGAAAAUAGUUUAAGAAUGUUUGUUUAAUUUUGCACCACUCUGGGCAUUCUUUUUGGAGUGGGUGAUAAUUAGUAUUACUGAAAGGCCUAGGUCUCAGAUAAAGCACAGACUAUUGCUAAAACUGACAAGUGUUUCCCUUCAUGGUGUGUAUAACGAAAGGCUAGAGUUAAUUGAAACUGCAUCCCAGUAAGAGCCUCAGCUCUGUACAUGACAAUAAUUGAGCUCCAAGUAGGCGCAUUACUUAGGGGAAAAUAGCUGCUAUAAAUUAGUUUUUCAUCACCUAUAGAAGGGAGUACUUAACACUUCCCCUGCCACUGACAUGAUUCAGACUGUACCUCAGGAUGGCAAGGAUGCCAUGUUGCUGGACUCCAGACACACAAUUGGUAGACUUGCACUGAAGUCCGUCUGUACGAUUAUUUUCUUUCUUUAAGGUGCUGUAACGGUGUGGAAUUGCACAGGUAGCCUUGAGUAAUCCAUACUGUAUGUAAGUUGAUAUCAAGGCUGUAUUCGCUGCACUGAGGCCUUUCUCAAUACCUCUCAGACCCCAUCAUCCUCCAUUGGAAGGUGCUUCAUGCAAGAGUACACUGGUCAUAUUCUUUCCAACCUGUUAUUAUUUAUAAAUCUUACAAGAAUUAUCUGUAGCAUGGAGGAGUUCAUGUGAAAAACACGGUGAUGGUUGGCUUAACAAGGACGUUUGAUUGCUUUAUUUUCCUCACGGUCACUAGUCAUAGCUCACAUGUUAUUAGCAAACCGUAAACCAUUUAGUGUUAAACAUUAAGACUGCUUCCCUCCACCCAGCAUGCUUUGGAAUGCAAGAAAUCAGUGGCCACUCAACUGGUAAACUUCUUAUAUAUUUAAUAUUGCACAAUAAAGUCCCACUCACAGUAUGAACACUAAUCGUUAUCCUUUUCAUACUGUGAAUGUGACGUUUUGAGGUGAAGUAUUAUGAUCAUCCUGCGUGUGGGACUAAGCAGCAUUUAAAGCUUGAGAGACGGAGAGAGUGAGUGUUGAUAUAAUGAACUGAUGAAUACAGUGCACUGAACAUGAAUAUGUUACCUGCUUCUGCUGAUGUGUUUAGUGUUCUUAUUUGCAACUUGGCCUUAGUGUGAAAUGCUCUGGAGUAAUGUGUGUUGAACGAGAAUGAUGUUAAAAUUCAUAUCUAUCAGGUGUUGCAUAACAGUAGAGAAUGUGUCCAUUUAUAAAUGCAAUGACAAAUAAAAGGGAAAAAAAGUG
Ictalurus punctatus (channel catfish) is the source of this 2119-nucleotide messenger RNA. It is a transcript of the gene lamp1b, whose product is annotated as lysosomal associated membrane protein 1b. The transcript is spliced from 6 exons. Gene Ontology annotation, cellular component: membrane. NCBI's taxonomy places the organism in Eukaryota, Metazoa, Chordata, Actinopteri, Siluriformes, Ictaluridae. Bases 1 to 738 code for a protein of 245 amino acids. The record is from RefSeq and is a predicted model, not a curated record.